Chaetura pelagica (chimney swift) is the source of this 2077-nucleotide messenger RNA. It is a transcript of the gene PRPF3, whose product is annotated as pre-mRNA processing factor 3. NCBI's taxonomy places the organism in Eukaryota, Metazoa, Chordata, Aves, Apodiformes, Apodidae. Gene Ontology annotation, cellular component: U4/U6 x U5 tri-snRNP complex. The coding region runs from base 1 to 2055 and encodes 684 amino acids. The transcript has 15 exons. The record is from RefSeq and is a predicted model, not a curated record. Gene Ontology annotation, biological process: mRNA splicing, via spliceosome.
AUGUCCCUUUCCAAGAGGGAACUGGACGAGCUCAAACCAUGGAUCGAGAAGACAGUGAAGAGAGUCCUGGGGUUCUCGGAGCCCACGGUGGUGACAGCGGCGCUGAACUGCGUGGGGAAGGGCAUGGAUAAGAAGAAAGCAGCUGACCAUCUCAAGCCCUUCCUGGAUGAUUCCACCCUCCGUUUUGUGGACAAGCUCUUUGAGGCAGUGGAGGAAGGACGAAGUUCUCGCCAUUCCAAAUCCAACAGUGACCGGAACCGGAAACGAGAGCUAAAGGAUGUGUUUGGUGAUGACUCUGAGGUAUCCAAGGAAUCUUCUGGUGUGAAGAAGCGGCGCAUCCCGCGCUUUGAGGAGGUGGAGGAUGAGCCAGAGGUGAUUCCAGGCCCACCAUCUGAGAGCCCUGGGAUGCUGACCAAGCUGCAGAUCAAGCAGAUGAUGGAGGCAGCCACGCGGCAGAUCGAGGAGAGGAAAAAGCAGUUGAGUUUCAUCAGUCCUCCAGCCCCACAGCCCAAAAUCUCCUCCUCAUCCCAAUCAGAACGUCUCCCCAUUGGCAACACCAUCCAGCCCUCCCAGGCUGCCACCUUCAUGAACGACGCCAUCGAGAAGGCGCGGAAGGCGGCGGAGCUGCAGGCCCGGAUCCAGGCCCAGCUGGCCCUGAAACCAGGGCUCAUUGGCAAUGCCAACAUGGUGGGACUGGCCAACCUGCACGCCAUGGGCAUCGCCCCCCCGAAGGUGGAGCUGAAGGACCAGACCAAGCCCACGCCGCUGAUCCUGGACGAACAAGGUCGAACUGUUGAUGCAACUGGGAAGGAGAUUGAGCUGACCCACAGGAUGCCCACCCUGAAGGCCAACAUCAGAGCUGUGAAGAGAGAGCAGUUCAAACAGCAGCUCAAAGAAAAACCCUCAGAAGAUAUGGAGUCCAACACUUACUUUGACCCCAGGGUCUCCAUCACCCCGGCCCAGCGGCAGAAACGCACCUUCAAGUUCCAUGAAAAAGGCAAAUUUGAGAAGAUUGCCCAGAGGUUGAGAACAAAGGCUCAACUAGAAAAGCUGCAGGCAGAGAUCUCCCAGGCUGCCAGGAAAACUGGGAUCCACACCUCCACCAAACUGGCUCUGAUUACCCCAAAGAAGGAGCUGAAGGAGGGAGAGAUCCCAGAGAUUGAGUGGUGGGAUUCCUACAUCAUCCCCAACGGCCUGGACUUAAAAGGUGGAACGUCCUCCAAGAAAGACGAGUACUUUGGGAUCACCAACCUGGUGGAGCACCCGGCGCAGCUCAACCCACCAGUGGACAGUGACACCCCAGUCACCUUGGGGGUUUAUUUAACGAAGAAAGAGCAGAAAAAAUUACGGCGACAAACUCGGAGGGAAGCCCAGAAGGAGCUGCAGGAGAAAGUCAGGCUGGGCCUGAUGCCACCACCAGAGCCCAAAGUGAGGAUUUCCAACCUGAUGCGAGUGCUGGGGACAGAAGCUGUGCAGGACCCCACCAAGGUGGAAGCUCAUGUUAGAGCACAGAUGGCAAAGAGACAGAAAGCUCACGAGGAGGCCAACGCGGCGCGGAAGUUGACGGCAGAGCAGAGAAAAGCCAAAAAGGUGAAAAAGCUGAAAGAAGAUGUUUCCCAAGGAGUUCACAUAGCAGUGUACAGGGUCAGAAACUUGAGCAAUCCAGCCAAAAAAUUCAAAAUCGAGGCCAACGCUGGCCAGCUGUACCUGACAGGGGUGGUGGUUUUACACAAAGAUGUCAACGUGGUGGUGGUAGAAGGAGGCCCCAAAGCACAGAAGAAAUUCAAACGUUUGAUGCUUCAUCGAAUAAAAUGGGAUGAGCAAACAUCAAACACAAAGGGAGAGGAUGAUGAUGAGUCUGACGAGGAGGCCGUGAAGAAAACAAACAAAUGCUCUCUGGUUUGGGAGGGCACAGCCAAGGACCGCAGCUUCGGGGAGAUGAAGUUCAAGCAGUGCCCCACGGAGAACAUGGCACGGGAGCACUUUAAGAAGCACGGAGCCGAGCACUACUGGGACUUGGCCCUCAGCGAGUCGGUGCUGGAAUCCACAGACUGAGGCGGGGGGCCCAGGCAGCCCC